Myotis myotis is the source of this 2131-nucleotide messenger RNA. RefSeq names its product SWI/SNF related, matrix associated, actin dependent regulator of chromatin, subfamily d, member 3 (gene SMARCD3). Gene Ontology annotation, biological process: regulation of transcription by RNA polymerase II. The transcript has 14 exons. Gene Ontology annotation, cellular component: SWI/SNF complex; nucleus. Bases 662 to 2026 code for a protein of 454 amino acids. The record is from RefSeq and is a predicted model, not a curated record. NCBI's taxonomy places the organism in Eukaryota, Metazoa, Chordata, Mammalia, Chiroptera, Vespertilionidae.
GCCGGGCCACGUCCCCGCGCCGGGCGCGGUCGGGGGGCGCCGAGCCCGUCCCGCCGCCGCGGCGCAUCCCUCGGCGCGGGGAGCGGCGCUUGGCCAUUUGGUGCCGGUGGAGCUUCGCGGCGAGGGAAGGAGCGAUGGGGGGACGGCAGGGGGGACUCCGGCUCCGGGCCGCCGGCGACCGCCCUCCGCUGGGCACUCGCCCGUCCUGGCCGGAGCGCGAGCUGGGCCGGCCGGCACGGGCGGAGGGGCUCGGAGGAAGGCCCCUGCCCGCUGGAAUCUGGGCUUUCCCUGGCCUCCUUCCCACCCGGCGGGACACGGCGGCGGGGCGCUGCUGACCGCCCCUGGGGCUGAGCGGCUGGGGCUCCUGGCCCCUGUGACGUGGAAGCUCUGGCCGGUACCCACACUGGCACCUCUGCUUUCUGGCCCGAGGGCUCCCUGUGCCCGACCGCUAGGGCCGCCCCUGUAGCGACGGCACGCAAACGUGUCUGCGGGCGGGUGCCGGUGGAUCUGGCCUGGCGAGCGGGCUGUGGAGCUGGUUAAGCCUCUCCAAGAAUUGAGAACUCUGCUUUACACAAAGCCGAGGGGAGUCUACCCCUGCCCAAGCACCCACAGAGGGUGGGGGUGCCCAGCCCAUGGUGACUCACGCCUUCAGCGCCCCGGGAUGCCGUCUGGAGCCCGGAUGCCCCACCAGGGGGCGCCCAUGGGCCCCCCGGGCUCCCCAUACAUGGGCAGCCCCGCCGUGCGACCCGGCCUGGCCCCCGCGGGCAUGGAGCCCGCCCGCAAGCGAGCAGCGCCUCCGCCCGGCCAGAGCCAGGCCCAGAGCCAGGGCCAGCCAGUGCCCACCGCCCCCGCGCGGAGCCGCAGUGCCAAGAGGAGGAAGAUGGCUGACAAAAUCCUCCCUCAAAGGAUCCGGGAGCUGGUCCCUGAAUCCCAGGCUUACAUGGACCUCCUGGCGUUUGAGAGGAAACUGGAUCAAACCAUCAUGCGGAAGCGGGUGGACAUCCAGGAGGCUCUGAAGAGGCCGAUGAAGCAAAAGCGGAAGCUGCGUCUCUAUAUCUCCAAUACCUUUAACCCUGCGAAGCCCGAUGCUGAGGAUUCUGACGGCAGCAUCGCCUCCUGGGAGCUGCGGGUGGAGGGGAAACUCCUGGAUGACCCCAGCAAGCAGAAGCGAAAGUUCUCUUCCUUCUUCAAGAGUUUGGUCAUUGAACUAGACAAAGACCUUUAUGGCCCUGACAACCACCUAGUUGAGUGGCACCGGACGCCCACCACCCAGGAGACGGAUGGGUUCCAGGUGAAGAGGCCGGGGGACCUGAGUGUGCGCUGCACGCUGCUCCUCAUGCUGGACUACCAGCCUCCCCAGUUCAAACUGGAUCCCCGCCUGGCCCGGCUGCUGGGCUUGCACACGCAGAGCCGCUCAGCCAUCGUGCAGGCCCUGUGGCAGUAUGUGAAGACCAACAGGCUGCAGGACUCCCACGACAAGGAAUACAUCAAUGGGGACAAGUAUUUCCAGCAGAUUUUUGAUUGUCCCCGGCUGAAGUUUUCUGAGAUUCCCCAACGCCUCACAGCCCUGCUGUUGCCCCCUGACCCAAUUGUCAUCAAUCACGUCAUCAGCGUGGACCCGUCGGACCAGAAGAAGACGGCGUGCUAUGACAUUGAUGUGGAGGUGGAGGAGCCACUGAAGGGGCAGAUGAGCAGUUUCCUCCUGUCCACGGCCAACCAGCAGGAGAUCAGCGCUCUGGACAGUAAGAUCCAUGAGACGAUUGAGUCCAUAAACCAGCUCAAGAUCCAGAGGGACUUCAUGCUAAGCUUCUCCAGAGACCCCAAAGGCUACAUCCAAGACCUGCUCUGCUCCCAGAGCCGGGACCUCAAGGUGAUGACAGAUGUGGCAGGCAACCCUGAGGAGGAGCGCCGGGCUGAGUUCUACCACCAGCCCUGGUCUCAGGAAGCGGUCAGCCGCUACUUCUACUGCAAGAUCCAGCAGCGCAGGCAGGAGCUGGAGCAGUCGCUGGUGGUGCGCAACACCUAGGAGCCCUGCAAAUGAGCACCGCGGGCCAGGGCCACCUGACCCAGGCUCUGCCAGCACCCCUCUGCCCACCUGUGGGAGGUGGGGAACUGGAUUAAAGGUCAUUCA